This is a messenger RNA of Halichondria panicea, 4118 nucleotides long. RefSeq lists its product as uncharacterized. The transcript is spliced from 15 exons. The coding region runs from base 36 to 3908 and encodes 1290 amino acids. The record is from RefSeq and is a predicted model, not a curated record. Gene Ontology annotation, biological process: regulation of transcription by RNA polymerase II. Gene Ontology annotation, cellular component: nucleus. Gene Ontology annotation, molecular function: protein binding. NCBI's taxonomy places the organism in Eukaryota, Metazoa, Porifera, Demospongiae, Suberitida, Halichondriidae.
ACCAAGUUUAUGACAUUAACUAGUUGUAUGAUGUAAUGAUUACGUCAUACCACCAGUAUAGCGCAGUGUAUACGUGUGUCGGUGUAAAAUGGAGCACCCUCUAUCUGCAUACUGAGCUGCUAGUACUGAUACUUGGUCCAAGAUAUAAUCAGAGGUGUAUUAUGGAAGACCCUAUAUCAGUCCAACAUCCACCCACCACUGAAGACUUUGAGAACAAGCAGUUUGAGUGUGAAUAUGAUGGCUGUGAUCGCAAGUACACUUCUAGAGGAAAUCUCAAGACACAUGUAAAAUCUCACGAAGGACAGUUCAACUACCAGUGUGAUUAUGACGACUGUGACAAGGCGUUCAUCACUUCAUAUAGACUCAAAGUUCAUCGUCGAGUACACACGGGAGAGAAGCCUUACCUCUGUGAGAAGGAUGACUGUGACAAAUCUUUCAAUACCAAGUAUCGACUGAGUGCACACCAGAGGCUACACACAGGAAAUACGUUUAAUUGCGAAUUUGACAACUGUGCAAAACAAUACACCACUCGAAGUGAUCUUAAGAAACACUCUCGGAAGCACACUGGUGAGAAGCCUUAUCAGUGCAAGGUGGGCGGAUGUGGAAAGUCUUACAGUGCCUCACAUCAUUUAAAAAGUCACUUGCUCAAACACAAUGAAAUAAACUGCUACUUUGAAGGCUGCUCGUUUUAUUCUAAUGACCUCUCAGAACUUCAAACUCAUAUAAAAACCGAGCAUGAAGCUCAAUUCAAUUCCACUUUCAUCCAUACACCUGAGGAAGGAUCUCUGGUUGAUGCUGUGAAUACCCUUCAAAAGCUCGCAGAAGCCGCUCAAAUGGUACUGAAACAAAGUGAUGUCUUCACACAGUUUCAAAAUGUUCCUCCAUCAAAUCAGAGCGUAUCACAAGGAUUUCAAGCUACCAGUAUACCCUCUCUAAUGGACAUGUCAACCUACCACCAUGACAUGUCUACUAUCGAUCAAUCAAACAAUAACAUUGAUAUGUUGUCUAUGGAUCAAUCUACCAGCAACGUGUUCAAUCAAUCCUCAGUCCCUGUAAGCUCCAACAUCAACUUUUUCGGUCUCCCUGAAAACCAGUCCACUGAAAUUGAUGGAGCAACAGACAACAGCACACAAACAAUGGAAUUUAAUGCUCUCUCUUUUUCUGAAUUGCUGGCUGGAGAUUUCAAUCAAGCAUUCGAAGUACAACCAAUGAUGCAGUCUUCUUCUGCUCAAGUUUCGUCUCAAUAUAAUUCGAUAAUUAAUCUGCCCAAUCCUGAUCCUAUUUAUUCUGGAUCGUCUAUUUCCGAUUCUGUAUUUGCCAGCAUCAACAUUGGACCUACGAAGAGAGACCAAGUUUGUCAAACAGAUCUUCAACCCACUUCAGGCGAAACAACGUUUGCUGAGGAAAAAUCGUGUGGAGAUUGUAUAAACUGUUGCAGCUGUUGCUCAUGUAGUGAUAUGUCUUGCUCUUGUUCCGUGAAGAAAUCUGCUCUAGCUGGGUUUCCAAGCAACGUUCUAAUAGACAGAGAAAAGAUGAGUUUGUCAGAGAACCUCAUAACUGCUGCAAAGAGUGGCAACACUAAAGAGGUCCGGAGGCUGCUGAGCAAAGGAGCACUCUUCACAAAGGACCAGUACGGCAAUACUGCAUUGCACGAGGCAGCUUGGAAUGGAAACAGCGAUAUUGUUAAAAUUCUCCUAACCGGGUUCUGCUUCGUGGACAGCAUCAAUAACACUGGUUUCACUCCCCUUCACUUGGCCAGUCAGAACGGCCAUGCAAAGGUUGUCAAGACUCUGCUGAAAUGGAAGGCUAACCCAUCCCUUGUGAACCAGCAUGGAGAGACUGCUCUGCAUCUCGUGGCUAAGUAUAAUCACGCUAAUGUUAUCUCCUCCUUUGCUGCUCACAAGGUCUGCCUGGAUCUCAGAGGAAAGGAGGGGAAUACUGCUCUCCACAUUGCUGCUAAGCUGGGAAAUGUCGAGACAGCUAAGGCUAUGCUCUCUGCUGGUGCACAUCCUGCCAUUUCCAAUGAUAGAUCUUUGAGACCACUGAACUACGCUGAGACUGGCGGCUAUCCUGCUCUGGCCAAACUAAUCAAUACCGCAAUGCAGAAGUACAAGCCAAAGCAUCGCAAUCCUAGCAAUGGUAUGUCACCGAGAGCGCCCCCCGCCAGUCCUGGCUCCCCCUACACCACGGGCUACUCUCUCUCUCAGCCCGAGGACUACCCUUGCAGUCUCUCUCAACCACUGGGGGAAGCAUCACCAGCACAUGUACAUGGGAUUAAACCUCGUACCCAGCGAUCCAAGAGUGCUAAAACUUCCAAAGAUGUCCGCUCCUCAGCUAACAAGCAAACGAGCAAGAAGCUCAUUAAAACAGAGAAAGAAGACAAGCUCACUGGCUCCCUCUCACCAGCACCCUACAAGUACUUCUCCAGUCAAGAUGAACUGGACAGCAGUGGCUUGUACCCUGACAGUAAGGAGGGGUAUCACAGGAGCAUAUCCCCAGCCCACAGGCAGGCCACCAUUGACCAGAUGCUCACAGAGAUUGAGACCGAGUACAUGGGCCCUGGAUACAAGUAUAAGCCUUUGAUUAGCUCACUGUACGUGGACAGCAACAACUACAGUCACCCACGGCCAGUCAACUCGGCCAAGACGUACCUUCAAUCGACUCGUAAUGGAGAUGUAACCAAGGAAAACUACGAUAUUCUCACAGCACCUGGCUCUGACGAUGAAUACGACUACCCAAACCCUAACAACACCAACUCUUCUAAUUCCAACAACUCCUCUCUUCAAAAGUCUAAUCAGAGUCAAGUGCCAAAUGAGCAUUCUCAUUACCAGAGCCCCAGACAGACACGAAAGCUGCCCUCCCCACCAGCCUCCCCUCUCCCUACUACUACAACGGGGAAUUUCAAGAACCACACGUACGAGCCACUCAAGCCUAAGGAGGAUGUGGACACAUACGUGUAUAUGGCCCCUCUCAGUGAUUAUCCAGAACUAUUACAGCCAGAGAGCACACAGCAUGCUAGGAGCUCGCUCAGUCCAAAAACAUCGGACUCUCAAAGUUUACUGAGUGAGUCUGGCUCUGAGCUGUCAGCAGGCUCCAUUGGAGGCAGUAAAAGUGGAAAGAAAGUGGCUGCAGUCAGGGACUCUCCUGUAGAAGCUGACAGACUGCAUGAGCCAAAUGCUGUACUGGAGCCAGUCAAGGGAAUAUUGAUAACCCAGACCACUAAUGAAGCUGAGAAAUCACAACUGGAAGACUACCUUCAGAAAGAACUAGAAACGAUUCGUCAAGCCUUUCAAAUCAGACUUAACCAACUCGAGAAGAGAUACCAGCGUCAACUUGAGCUUGAGAAACAUAAGCACAUCCUCUCCCCUCUCUUGCCACAACAAGUUCACCCCAAUCCCUCCCAGCGCAGGGAACAGGCCAAACUGAAACGAAACAGCUGGCACAGUUGUAUGCCUACAGAGCAGGAUUUUGAGAUUCCUGACAAGAAGAGCGAGUCAGUUUUGAAUGGAGAUGUUCCAAGUGGGUCAGAUAUCUAUGAGCACGAUCCGUCUCUCGUGAAUGAGCUCCCAGAAAGCCUGAGAGGAGUUGAUCACAAGAUGCAAGACAACUCGAACAAACCAACAGAAGAUGAAUUCAGUGACUAUGAAGACAUGUCAGCAGAGUGCACGGUGGAUAAAGACUCUCAGGAACUAAUCCACCAGAAAGUUAGUGACUAUCGUGAUCGAAUGCUACACCACUUUAAGGAAAAAUCGGAGGCUCAGAUAGCUGCAAUAGAGCAAGAGUAUCAGAGUCAAAUCAACGAGGUGCAAAGAAAGUGCGAAGACAACGCUUCUGAGGAGGUGGUUCAGUUGAAGGGCAGGAUAAGAAAUCUCGAGGAGCAAUUGGAAGUACAGACUACUCUAGUUUAAACUGGUUGGCUGUAGCUAGCUAUUUAUGUAUAUCCGCGAGUGUUCUUAUAAUCAACAGCAGAGGCACUGCUUUAUUAUUAAUAUUAUUAAUUUCCCUUGUAUAUUUUGUAUAUAGGUGUGCAAGCGUUUGUUUAUAAAAUAAUGUGUGUUGUGUUAUAUGGUGUGUUGUGUUAUAUGGGUUAAAUGAAAGUGACAGUUGAGAAAACAAAA